UGGAUUCCCAGCAGAGGCUGACCGGUGCAUCUUCAUCUCCCUGACAAAAGGCGCGCGGAGGUAAACGAGAUGGCCUGGUGGAAAGCCUGGAUUGAACAGAAGGGUGUCUCGGUGAAGAGCAGUCCCCACUUCAACCCAGACCCCGACGCAGAGACCCUCUACAAAGCUAUGAAGGGGAUCGGGACCAACGAGCAGGCCAUCAUCGAUGUGCUCACGCAGAGAAGCAACGCACAGAGGCAGCAGAUCGCCAAGUCCUUCAAGGCUCAGUUUGGCAAGGAUCUCACCGAGACACUGAAGUCGGAGCUGAGCGGCAAGUUCGAGAGGCUCAUCAUAGCCCUCAUGUACCCUCCAUACAGAUACGAAGCCAAGGAGCUGUACGACGCCAUGAAGGGCUUAGGAACCAGGGAGGGCGUCGUCAUUGAAAUCCUGGCUUCUCGGACCAAGAACCAGCUGCAGGAGAUAAUGAAGGCAUAUGAGGAGGACUAUGGGUCCAGCCUGGAGGAAGACAUCCAAGCAGACACCAGCGGCUACCUGGAGAGGAUCCUGGUGUGCCUCCUGCAGGGCAGCAGAGAUGACUUGUGUGGCUUCGUGGACCCAGGACUGGCCCUGCAAGAUGCACAGGAUCUCUACACGGUGGGUGAGAAGAUUUGUGGGACUGAUGAGAUGAAAUUCAUCACCAUCCUGUGCACGCGCAGUGCCACACACCUGAUGAGAGUGUUUGAGGAAUAUGAGAAAAUCGCCAGCAAGAGCAUUGAGGACAGCAUCAAGAGUGAGACCCACGGCUCACUGGAGGAGGCCAUGCUCACAGUGGUGAAAUGCACCCGGAACCUCCACAGCUACUUUGCAGAGCGCCUCUACUAUGCCAUGAAGGGAGCAGGAACUCACGAUGGGACCCUGAUAAGAAACAUCGUUUCGAGGAGUGAGAUUGACUUAAAUCUCAUCAAGUGUCAGUUCAAGGAGAUGUACGGCAAGACCCUCAGCAGCAUGAUCAUGGAAGACACAAGCAGCGACUACAAGAAUAAUGCCCUGCUGACCCUGGUGGGCAGUGACCCCUGA
Molecule: messenger RNA, 1056 nt
Organism: Lipotes vexillifer (Yangtze River dolphin)
Lineage: Eukaryota; Metazoa; Chordata; Mammalia; Artiodactyla; Lipotidae
Product: annexin A8
Exons: 15
Coding region: 70-1056 (328 amino acids)
Biological process (GO): endosomal transport; endosome organization; negative regulation of serine-type endopeptidase activity
Cellular component (GO): cytoplasm; plasma membrane; vesicle membrane
Molecular function (GO): calcium ion binding; calcium-dependent phospholipid binding; phosphatidylserine binding
Source: RefSeq, a predicted model, not a curated record